AAUAAAGAAGAAAGGAAACUUACCAAUUCCUUUUUGGAGAGGCUUUAUGAGGGGAUUAGGUUAAGAAGGGAAAGAAAAUUGGGAAGAGCAUUUUUGCUCUUGGCUACCGUGGGAUUCAAGAGAGGAAGAGAGAGAGAGAAAGGAAGGGCUGCCAUUUUCUAGAGAGAAGGAAGAAGAAAAAAGAAAGAGAAGGAGAAGAAGAAGAGGGUUUUGAACCCUAGGUGACCAGGGUUUUCUUGCUAGAGUGUUCUUGAUUCAACAAUCAAGAGAGUAGUUUUAAGUAUGGCUGUCUACUCCCAUCCUUUCUCAACUUUCGAUGGAGAAACUAACUGGAGAAAAAUUCCUUAAAUGGAAGCAAAACAUCAACAUUGUGUUGAUUGGUGACAACUCUGAAUUCGUCAUGACUGAGGAAUCCCCAGAACGAGCACCGUGUCCGCACAUUCAUGAUGGCACCGUAAAUGCUUGGAUAGCACCAACUCCCCACAUACGUGAUGACACCAUGAGUGCUCGAAUGGCAUCGUGUUCGUACGUUCGUGAUGAACUCAACUAUGUUCUAAACGAUCUUCAAAUUUUUGAGCCUAUCAUGGAUGGACCUAGUAAAGGAGGAGAAAAUAAGAUUACUGUUGUUGCUGCUGAUCCAACUAAGGCUGAAGCUCCCCUAUCUUCGUCUUCGAAAGCUGGAAACAAGAGGAAAGGUGGACAAAUAAACAUCCCUAAGCAUGCAAAGGCUGCAAAGACGAGUGCACAACCAAAUGCACAGAUUCCUAAGGGGAAGAACAAGAAAAACAAGAAAGGUAUAGAUAAGUGUUUUCACUACAAAGAGAAGGGGCAUUGGAAACGAGAUUGCCCCAAGUUUCUAGCAGUGAAAAACAAAGCUUCUUGAAUUGUGGGAGGAGGUGGGCGAAGGCGGUUUAAUGCUUAGAGUUGGGAACGGAGCGUUCGCUGUGGUCCAAGCUUGAGGAAGAGCUCGUUUGAAGUUCAGAAAUAAAUUUUUAAUUUUCAAGGAUGUAUUUUUAUUUCGGAUUUUAGUAGAAAUUUAAUUUCGGUAUCCAUGUUGCAAUUAGAACG
Molecule: messenger RNA, 1068 nt
Organism: Humulus lupulus (European hop)
Lineage: Eukaryota; Viridiplantae; Streptophyta; Magnoliopsida; Rosales; Cannabaceae
Exons: 4
Coding region: 317-883 (188 amino acids)
Molecular function (GO): zinc ion binding; nucleic acid binding
Source: RefSeq, a predicted model, not a curated record